UCAUGUCAAGCGAUCAAUGGCUAUCGAAAACUCAAAUAAACAAGCCUGGGCGGGAUGGAACUGAGGGGGGGAACCAGUGCUGCCCUGCGCGUGUUCAGAAACAAAUCACGUUGCAACGUAUGCCAUAAGGUUGUCAUUAAUAUACCGAAGUUCCGUCAAGAGUUCUCGCCCAGGUUAUGCCGUGUAUGCGUUAGGCUUUUUGUCUGACGAAAGUCGCUCAAUGUAAGAGGGCGGCCUCCGUUGGCAGGCGGCAUCCAUUGUACAGCGGGUGUACGGCUUGUUAGUAAAAAAACAGUCUGAAACAUUUCUUUUUUGGGAAGUUACUGCCCUAUCGUAAAAGGUAUUAAAAAGCAGUCUCCGCUUCGUAUAUGAAGUACCGAUCACUAAUAACCACGUUCUCAAGGUUUCCGGUGAAACCCAGGAAUAGAAUUGCUGGCCGGCUUAUUCAACAUAUUCCACAAGGUAUUAUAUCUUCGUCCUUACGCAUAUACUCUUUUUCAUUACACCAUCGAUCACCGGCAGUUAUGCGGCUGGCUCUGCAUUUACCCGACCGCCAGCAAGUGUUCUUUAACGAGGAUGAUACCCUAGAGGAUGUGCUCCUAUACACGGAAAAUGACCUGACAACCCUCAACGCCUAUUUUAUCCUGAAUCGGAAGGAUAAGUCCGCAAGGCACUUAUGUUAUCACUAGCUUCCUUCCGAGUUCAUUUUUGUCAAAGGUUCCCGGCAUGUCCGCGCUCAUUGCCGCAGGCGCCAGCGAGGACAGCCGGCAGUUGGCCAUGUCUACUUUGCCCCUCAUGAGGAUAGAGAACGCUUUGCUUUGCGCUUGCUUCUGCAUCAUAUACCCGGCGCCACACCCUUUGAAUACCUCCGGACACAUGAGGGUGUCCUAUUCCCCUCUUUUGAAGAGGCUGCCCGUGCCCAUGGAUUGAUCAAUUCCACUCGAGAGCAUCUCCAAUGCCUAGCAGAAGCUGCGGCCGUCGUCACCAGUAUACCCCGUCUUCGUCGGCUGUUCCUU
Molecule: messenger RNA, 1016 nt
Organism: Radiomyces spectabilis
Lineage: Eukaryota; Fungi; Mucoromycota; Mucoromycetes; Mucorales; Radiomycetaceae
Exons: 3
Coding region: 369-689 (106 amino acids)
Source: RefSeq, a predicted model, not a curated record